AUGCUCGACAGCCGUCAAGUGUACAUGCGGACCAUAGGUGUUACAAUCACUCCCGAGUUCGACAACAUCUUUGAAAGCAACUCUCUUCAUGUUGUUCCCAAUAUUCGCACCAAUCUCAAAGCUGAGCGCGCUGCCGUUCGUCUGUCCAACACACGCACACAGCUUAGGGCUGCUAGCAUCGCAGCCUCUGAUUCAGAGGAUCCAGAAGAUAUGCGGAAGCGUAAGCAUUCAGGUCACUCACUGCGAGGCAACGCUCGCCAUGUGCGCACAAACACUGCUGGCUCCUCAGCUGUUCGCCCAUACUCGCCUGCAUUGAUCAUCAAACAUGAGCGCACGCUUCUGACACCACGUCGGUCAUUCUCAAUACCAAACUCGCCUCCACUGGCAAUAAAACAUGAACACGCUGUGGACGCUAAUUUGCAGGAUGUGAUUGAGCUAUUUUCCGAUUCUGGCUCCGAGGUCGACAUCAACAUCACUCCCCGUCAACAUGUGCCACAUCCAAGUCGACAUCGUUCACUGUCGUCAGACAGUAGCCACAGUGCAUUAUCGGACAGCGGCAGCCUGAGCGACCCCUCUACUGUAUCUGAGUGUUCAUCACUGUCUUCAGGUCACUCUCCUGAGGAUGCUGUUGAUGUUGAUGCCUUCGACAAUGUCAGGUGCUGGCCUACCAGCUUCUAUGCAUGUGAAAUCGCAGAUGGCUUCAAGAAAUACGACAAAUCCCGCAGAGUCGGACUGUGUUCUCAUGCUGCGUUCUCACUGGCAUUCGGAGGGGGUGUACACUUCCGUCCCUCGACCUUCUCAGAGCAUCGGAAACGAUGGGACCAAGCACCGGCAUCUUCAAGAACCAUGUUUAUACGAGCAGGCAAGAGUGAUGCAGGCUCAUAUUCAGCAUUCAUGAAGGCAAAUCCAUUGCCUGGUGCAGAUGUGAAGGCCGCCAAGAAGCGCCUUGGAAGACUGCGAGGGUGA
This is a messenger RNA of Suillus plorans, 966 nucleotides long. RefSeq lists its product as uncharacterized. The transcript has a single exon. The record is from RefSeq and is a predicted model, not a curated record. NCBI's taxonomy places the organism in Eukaryota, Fungi, Basidiomycota, Agaricomycetes, Boletales, Suillaceae. The coding region runs from base 1 to 966 and encodes 321 amino acids.